ACUAAUUAUCACUUCAGUGCUAAACGAACGAACAUAAUGAGAACAUCAAGUAUCGCGAUCCUACUCUGCCUACUGGCUGCUGCAGCCAGCCAGAGCCACGACCUGAUCCUCGGCCAGGCAACCUACGGUGACGUCAUCGUUUUCAAAGCCGACGAGGUCAAAUAUGGCUUCCCCUUAUUUGUACGAACGAGCAUCGUAGAGUACCCUGAACAGGGACAGAAGAACUACGCCUACAUCAAAGCUAUAUACGUCAAGGACAAUGAACGAGAUGGCUCUGGAGGCUAUCCCUCUAUCUCAGCUGGUGGCAUCGGCCAACGAUUCGUGAAGAUCAAGCUGAAGAGCCAAAGAGGAUCAGGAUUGAACUUCACAGUCACAAUUUAUGGAAGAUACGUAUAAACACCGGAGGUUCAAGAAAGAGGCUGAAUGUAAAAAAGUGAUAUUAUAAAAAAUAAACGUCAUUCCCAUUCGAGGUGAUCACUUUCAAAUAUUCUUUUUUUAAAGAUUGAGUGUUCGUCUUGACUGACACCA
Spodoptera litura is the source of this 528-nucleotide messenger RNA. RefSeq names its product putative salivary secreted peptide. Lineage: Eukaryota; Metazoa; Arthropoda; Insecta; Lepidoptera; Noctuidae. The record is from RefSeq and is a predicted model, not a curated record.